CUUGACUUUUGUGUUUUAUAACUUUUAUAUGAAUUCAUAAAUUGAAUUGGAGUUACUUAAUAUUCGAUACUUAUGUCUUUUCAAAUUGAAUCUUGAUUGAAGGUAUGAUAAACUACACAAAUGUACUUAUGGCUUUAUUAAUUUAAUCAAUUUGUAAAAAGUAGUUUGCUGUGUGAUUACCAAGGACGAUAACAAAGUCUCAAAAUGAUAAAAAUUUGUUUGAUCCUCCUAUUGUUUGUGAGUUCCUCUUUUGCCCAUGGCCACGCUCACGAUGAUCAUGAUGGGCACUCGCAUGAGGAACCACCUUCAUUCAAGUAUUCCCGGACGGUGAAUGAACAGUUUCAUAAAGGAGAACAUCAUGAACAACCCACCAAACCUAAGCAGGAGCCUUUGACUAUGCAGGAAUUAUGGCUGCAUGCAAUGGGAUCAACAUUGUUGAUAAGUGCAGCUCCAUUUUUCAUUCUCUUCUUUGUCCCAUUAGAUAACACUGAAAGCAGUCAACCUCUCCUCAAAAUUCUGUUGGCUUUUGCUUCAGGGGGGCUCUUAGGAGAUGCCUUCCUUCAUCUCAUUCCUCAUGCUGCUAUGGCUGUAGAUGAAGACAGUCAUAGUCAUUCUCAUUCACAUGGCACUAGUCAUGGUCAUGAGGGACAUGAGCAUUCUCAUAACAUGUCUGUGGGGCUGUGGGUCCUAGCUGGAAUAGUUGUAUUUUUGGUUGUUGAAAAAGGUGUAAGAAUAUUGAAAGGAAGUGUUGGGCAUGGUCACUCUCAUGCAGUUGCAUCCAAUGAUAGAGAGAAGUCUAAGAAAGAUGAUAAAUCCAAUAAGGAUGCUUCAAGUGAAGAAGUCAAAGAAAUUAAAGUUGCUGGUUAUCUGAAUUUAGCAGCUGACUUCAGCCAUAAUUUUACUGAUGGUCUAGCCAUUGGUUCCUCAUAUUUAGCUGGAAAUACCAUAGGGAUAGUAACUACUAUUACCAUACUCCUACAUGAAGUGCCUCAUGAAAUAGGGGAUUUUGCAAUUCUGGUUCAAUCUGGUGUCUCUAGAAAAAAUGCCAUGCUUCUUCAAUUGACGACAGCUCUGGGUGCAAUAGCAGGUACUGCUAUAUCUCUCAUGGCACAAAAUAGUUCUGGAGCCAUGGCAGCCUCCUGGAUCCUACCUUUCACCGCCGGAGGAUUCAUUUACAUUGCCCUAGUGUCGGUUAUUCCAGAAUUACUAGAUGAAGAGAAGCCCACCAUCAUUCAGACCCUCCUCCAAGUAGCAGCCAUGCUGGCUGGAGUUGGUAUGAUGGUAGUCAUUGCUGAAUAUGAAUAAAUUGACUAUCAAUAAUGUAUUACAGACUGAAUACAUAAGAUUGUUUUUGCUGGUGGUGUUUCAAAUUUGAUACUAUACUUGCAAUCUCAGUAUUAACUCUAUUCAAUAUGUGUUGGGUGAUUGAUAACAACUUCAUUGUACAGUAACAUACACCAAUUGAUUUUUCCACCACUGCAAAUGUGUAUUUCUUGUCAAAUAAUGUGCAAAUGUAUUAUCCAAAAUUCUUGAAAAUUAAUCAAUUAGAAUUCUAGCCAGCCUUCCCAUAUGGACUUAAAUGACGUCAGUCAUGGAUGUUGCUCCAAAUGAUCUAAUGACCUAAAGUUAGCAAUUUUAUCAAAUUUGAAACAUGGUAUGAAUUCUUCAAUAGGUAAAUUUAUUUUUUAUAUUUAUAUUGAACAGAUCCAUUUAAAUUAUUUAAAUAUUCUGUAUUUAUAUCUUACACCAUUCAUUAGAUAUUUUAUGUACAGAGUGAUUUUGAAGUACUUACAUAUACUUACUCUAAUAUAUAUUCUGACAUCAUUAUGACAAGAACUACUAAAGUGUCAAUUUUCCACUGUAAAGGUGUGACAACCAACAGGGUGUCAAAUUACC
Phaedon cochleariae (mustard beetle) is the source of this 1896-nucleotide messenger RNA. The record is from the annotation of a GenBank genome assembly. NCBI's taxonomy places the organism in Eukaryota, Metazoa, Arthropoda, Insecta, Coleoptera, Chrysomelidae.